Messenger RNA from Bipolaris sorokiniana ND90Pr, 1770 nucleotides. RefSeq lists its product as uncharacterized. Gene Ontology annotation, molecular function: acetylpyruvate hydrolase activity. The coding region runs from base 34 to 1770 and encodes 578 amino acids. The record is from RefSeq and is a predicted model, not a curated record. The transcript is spliced from 3 exons. Lineage: Eukaryota; Fungi; Ascomycota; Dothideomycetes; Pleosporales; Pleosporaceae.
AUUCAGAAAUUGGAAGCAUGUCCCUGACGAACUAUGUCUUUCCAAGAUCCGGACACAGGGCGCACCCGUGUUGGCCAUUAUGAUCUCGCGAAUGCAUCUAUCCAACCAUUGGCCUUCUUGUCCGGAACGCCGCUAGACAGCAUCUACCAAGUGAUUGAAGUUGGCGAAUCCAACAUCAUCCUUUCGGGCAAAAAUUUACCGGCUUCCACUAUCAGGAUCUUGCCACCUUUCACCGGCCGCGAUAUUUUGUGUGUUGGCAAAAAUUAUGCUGAACACGCGAAGGAGUUCAAUAGCUCAGGUUUUGACAGCUCAGACAAAGUAGACACGCCGUCCCACCCGGUCAUUUUCACUAAACGUUUUACUUCUAUUAUCGGAGAUGGCGAAGAAAUCUUGCCGCAUUCGGGCUUCACGGAGACAGUCGACUAUGAAGGCGAGAUUGGUGUUGUCAUUGGCAAGGCUGGGUUUCGUGUCUCAGAAGAAAGCGCAAUGGACUAUGUAUGGGGCUACACAAUUGUCAAUGACGUGACGGCGCGUGAGCGUCAAAGGGAUCACAAGCAGUUUUACAUUGGAAAGUCCCCCGAUACAUUCUGCCCCAUGGGGCCGAUUGCUGUACCGGCGUCCAAGCUAGAUAAAGUACUGCAGCUUGAGACAUACGUCAAUGGCGAGCUACGACAGAAAGCCACAACAAAGGACUUGAUAUUUUCCAUUCCCCAUCUGAUCAAGACCAUGUCCGAAGGGCAAACACUCAUGCCGGGCGAUGUUCUUGCUACUGGAACACCUGCAGGGGUUGGUAUCGGAAGGAAACCACCAGUCUAUCUCAAGCCUGGUGACACUGUCGCCGUAUCUGUCAGCGGUCUCGGUACUCUGACAAAUCGCAUUGCAAGUCCAAACUCGAACAAUCCGACCAUCACCAAAGUUGGAAGCACGUUGUCUUACAUACAGCCUUGUAACGCGGCCAAGAGCGUCGACACCACGUUGCUUACAUACAUCAACAACAAACCACUCUAUUACAAAAGUAUCGGCAUACAAUCAAAAUCACCUAUCGUUUUCAUCCAUGGUCUUGGUGGCACCUCUGACUUCUACACUCCACUAAUCCAGUCUUUGGGCCUCGAAAUCACACACUCACUACAUUUGUUUGACCUGGAAGGCCACGGGCUCUCACCAUCCUCGCCACUUAGCAAAGUCAGCAUCGACUCCAUUGCCAAUGACGUCAACGGCAUAUUUAAGAAGGCGAACAUCACACCGGAUGCAAUACUUAUAGCUCAUUCAAUCGGAUGUCUUGCAGCUGUUCAGUUUGCACUGAUACAUCCAAACAAAAUAUUCAAACUAAUCCUGAUCGGGCCACCACCGUCACCUCUACCUGAAGCAGGGAGUGCGGGUGCUCACGCUCGAGCCCAGACGGUGCGGAGCAAGGGCAUGCACGCUGUUGUCGACGCUGUUGUCGACGCUGGUACUUCAGAAAAGACCAAAACUACAAAUCCGGUGGCAGUAGCAGCAGUGCGCAUGUCCUUACUUGGUCAGGACCCGGAGGGGUAUGCGAAGGGAUGCACAGCACUUGCGGAGGCAAAGGCGCUCGACUUUGCCGCGAUCCAGCCCAGAACGCUCAUUAUUACAGGAACUGAAGACAAGGUAUCGCCGCCUCAUUUGUGCGAGAAAUACUUGGAAGGGCUAGGAGAUAAGGGAAGUCUGCAUGUGGUGGAAAAUGUGGGGCAUUGGCAUGUUCUAGAGGACUUUCAAAGUACUGCGAAUGCUGUGAAGGUAUUUCUGUAG